CCGGAGCAGAGUUCAUGAAUGUUGACGAUUGUUGAAACGUGAACACAUGUUAACAAAAAAACACACCGGCAUAGCAAUAUACAAUUCAUAGACAGCCAACAUGAGAGAUACACCGUUAUCAAACUGCGAGCGGGACUUUAUACUCAAAGCUAUUCAAGAAAAAAAGCGCUUGGAUGGGAGACAGACCUAUGACUACAGGAGCAUCAAGAUCUCGUUCGGGACAGAUUAUGGAUGCUGCUUUGUUGACCUGGGGAAGACGAGGAUCAUGGCCCAGGUGUCCUGUGAGCUCAUUACUCCGAAAGAGAACCGCCCGAAUGAAGGACUCAUUUUCUUCAACAUUGAGCUGUCUCCCAUGGCUUCUCCAGCAUUUGAGAUGGGCAGGCAGUCAGAGCUGUUGGUGAAGCUGAACAGACAGUUGGAGAGAUGCCUCAGGAACUCCAAGUGUAUAGACACAGAGUCUCUGUGUGUGGUGUCUGGAGAGAAGGUGUGGCAGAUUAGGGUGGACGUCCACUUGCUGAACCACGAUGGUAACCUAAUGGACGCUGCCAGCAUUGCUGCCAUCGCGGCCCUCUGUCACUUCAGACGGCCCGAUGUGGGCAUCCAGGGAGAGGAAGUCACUGUGUACAGUACAGAGGAGAGAGACCCCAUUCCCCUCAGCAUCUACCACAUGCCCAUCUGUGUCAGUUUCUCCUUCUUCCAACAAGGGACCUACCUGUUGGUUGACCCCUGUGAGCGUGAGGAGCGUGUGAUGGACGGCCUGCUGAUGAUAGCCAUGAACAAACACAGAGAGAUCUGCUCCAUCCAGUCCAGUGGAGGCAUCAUGCUGCUCAAAGACCAGGUCCUCAGGUGCAGUAAGAUCGCUAGUGUCAAAGUGUCAGAGAUCACAGAGCUAAUCAACAAAGCCCUGGAGAACGACAAGAAAGCCAGAAAAACUGGGGGUAAGUUUGGCUUCGCAGAGUCGUUGCCCCAGGAGCGAAUCACAGCGCUGAAAACAGACGUGUCACCUGUGGAAAUGAGUGACGUCAAGGAGAAGGCCAAUGAGAUCGUCCAGAGAGCCGAGGUCCCACCCCAAACCGUUCCCUCUCCAGUGUUAACUGCCCCAGGUACAGGCCAGGUGGGGGAGGGGCUAGAGAACUCCUGGGGUCUGAAGGAAGAGGAGGAGGAGGAGGAGCAGGAAGAUGAGAUCAUGGAGUUGGAAGAGGGACAUGAGGAGAAGGGGAGAGGUGACGUGGUGGUUAUCCCAGACAGUGACAGCGAGGAGGAGGAUGUUGUCAUCUUGAACCAGGUAACAACAAAGUAA
Molecule: messenger RNA, 1300 nt
Organism: Oncorhynchus masou masou (cherry salmon)
Lineage: Eukaryota; Metazoa; Chordata; Actinopteri; Salmoniformes; Salmonidae
Gene: exosc9
Product: exosome component 9
Exons: 11
Coding region: 101-1300 (399 amino acids)
Biological process (GO): U5 snRNA 3'-end processing; U4 snRNA 3'-end processing; nuclear mRNA surveillance
Cellular component (GO): nuclear exosome (RNase complex); cytoplasmic exosome (RNase complex)
Molecular function (GO): mRNA 3'-UTR AU-rich region binding
Source: RefSeq, a predicted model, not a curated record